CCGGGCGGGGGGGAGCCGGGCCAGCCCCGCGCGAGCCGCACUCUCUAUUGUGACGCACUUACUACGAGCGGUCGCUGCUGCCAAGCUCCGGCAGACUUGCUGCGCUCAGCACAUUGGGAGAACAAUGGGGCGGGCAGGGCGCGGGCCGGGAGCUGCACAAUCAGUGCAGGCGCCGCGCCGCGUCCCAGCCUUUUGUCCCGUGGCGGGGGGGUCCGAGCGCGCGGCUGCCCGAUUCCCAGCUCCGGCCGGGGCGGACUCGGAGCGCCGGGGUCUGGCUGAGGAAUUGCUCUUGGAGCCUGACUCGCUUUUGUUCAGACAAAGCCUUUCUGCGAGUUACUCUUUGGACGCAGGAAAAGGCGACCAAAUGGCAAAGCAACCUUCUGAUCUGAAUUCAGAGUGCGACGGAGAAGGUGGACAGUUUCAGUCAAUUGAAAGGCCAAGUCAGCCUCAGCAUCUUAGACCUGGGGCCCCUACCUCUAUACAAACACAGUACCAAGGUAAUCAUUCAGGUGAGGGGGACAGCUCAUCGCCCAGCAGCCCUCAGGGACCAUUUGCACCACCCACUAGCCCCAGUCCAUUUGCUACCAGAUCCCCACUUUUCAUCUUUGUACGAAGAUCCUCACUGCUGUCUAGAUCCUCCAGUGGGUAUUUCUCUUUCGACACAGACAGGAGCCCUGUGCCUAUGAGUUGCGACAAGUCGACGCAGACUCCAAGUCCCCCUUGUCAAGCCUUUAAUCAUUAUCUAAGUGCAAUGGGUAAGCAAGAUCAUGAUUCUUAGCUGUUUCCUGAAGAUCCUGCUAAUCAGAAUAUUUGGUGGAAGGAGGCAGGAGAAGAAAGUAUCUACAAAACUAGCUCUAGUUUCUCUUGUCUCUUAUAUUUUGGAGUUUAAAAUUUAUCUGUAAAUAUCCAUUUUGGUCUGGAAUUUGCUAGUCUGAACAGCUAUUCUUUUUUCACACAUGAAGGGAAUCAGGUUUUAAAAAUAUAUUGUACAUUUUUUUUAAUUUCAAACAUGUUUCUGAAAUGUCAUUUUGAUACAGUUUGUAACUUUAUGCUCAAGUAAUGUUUUAGUAGACCCUCUUCACAAAAACAUGUGUAAGAGUACUAGACUAAUGUGGUUAGUGUGCUUGCACAGUAUUUAUUAAAAAUACAACAAAAAUCUUAAAAUUUUAGUUAAAAACUACAGGGAUGAGUCAGGAGGCUUGAAGGGUCUUUAUGUAUGUCAGUCCGGAAAGUGCCUGUUGAUAUGACAUUUGAGCACAGUGUCCCAUUUGGCUGGGUUUUCUAAGAAGACUCUUUGCAAUGGUUGCUUGGCAGAUCAUGAAUCUGAAGUUUGGCCACAGGAGUCUGUAGAAGGCGGGAGAGUCGGGUGUGAGACUCUGAGUUACUCCCAUUAAGGGUGGAGCAAAGAUUACUAGACGUAUGCAUUUUUCCAAGUGAGAGACUUUCCUUGCUGCAGUAGGAAUUCAGAGGAUCAUCUCUCUUUCCCGUCCUCUUUUGAAGUUUUUUUUCCUAGAGUCUGCCUUCUGGUUAGGGAAGAGUGGCAAGGAUUACUUUGGAUCCUGUCGAUACUGCUCCUUAAUCUGUCACAAGGGUUGUUCUGGAGUGCCUGUUACUUAUGAGAAGCUAUAUGGAGUGAGGAUUUAUUUUUCAAAGCCAACUAGAGGGUUUAGCAGUAGCUUUCAAACAUUUAAUAGGCAUUUCCUAAUUAAAGGUCUUAGACAGUUUUGAAAGUCUCACCUUAGUGUUGUGGAUUUGGGUGGUGGUUAUGUUGUGGUGGGUUUUUUUUUUGUUUUUUGUAACGUGUCCUAGGGACCAGCUUGAGACUGCAAAACUAGUCUUGUGACUAGGUAAGGUUUGAAUCCACAUCUCCAGAAGUGGAAACUACACUCUUGUAGUAAGCAGCUUGCAGUAUCUGUCCCGCUUUCCCUGUAUCCAAGAGGAAGAUAGAUGAAGCUAAAUUAAGUUAGAAAACUAUUUGAAAGAAACCAGUACUUAUGUUCAUAUGUUCAACUCUCAGUGGAAAUGGGGAACAUCUAGUCGUGGCAAUAGUUUGUUUGUUUGUAUUGAUAACACUCUUUUGUGUGUCAUGCUCAAAACAUUUUGAUAGUUCGUAGUUGUACCUCCCAGCUGUAACCACUUACACUAUUCCCUUAGGAGGUAUUUUCUGGAGUUGCAGUAAUUGCAGCUUAAUGUAAGUUUCACAAUCUUACUGAGAGAGCAUAAGUGGUAUUACUAGACAAAAGGAACUAGAGUUCUUGAAAUAAACAUUGCUUACAACACAUGUAAAGCUAAACUUUAGCAGUGAACAACAUUAUUUGAUAUUCAAGGCAAACACCUCAAGUCCUGUCCAUAAUUUCAGAAAAGUAUUAUAUUUUUCACCCAUGUAAAAUGUUCUUUGAAAACUAUGUAUAUGGUUUUUACUAAUAUCUUUCUUAUGCUGUUGUUACUGUGAGUACUAUCCUAAACAUUAAAUGUCAGAAACUGAGUAGAAAUUGCUGAGGGAAUUUAAAUAGGAACACUGGCCAUUUUCAAACAUGAUUAGAAUAGAAAUGUGAAGUUGUAAAGACAUUUUAUUCUAACUCAGGACUGUGCUUUCCAAUGAGGGACUUACUGGCUGGUUUUCUUGUUGUAGAGAGAAGAGAUGAUAAUCUCUGAAAUGUUACCAAGAGAGUCUGAACCUGCAGUCCCUGUAAAGACAAAAGUUCCACUUGACUUGAGAUUUGUACUCCUAUAGGAAUUGUAGAAUUGAAUCCUUACAAUCUGGAAUGCCUGACUUUUCAGCUCAUUUUCAAAGUUUCAUAACUUAAUACAGUGGAAUUGAGGAGAAAGAGGGUGGUCUGAGUUAAAUCAAAGCAAUUUAAAUCAGAUAUUGAAAUAAUUAUUUAAAUCAUCAAAUGGAAAGCCUCACUUAAAAUCAAUGUAAUCAACUUUUCCAUUUGUACUUCAAUUAUAUUCUAAAGAAAGGUGUGUUUUCAUUGAUGUAACCACUAAAACAUGUUCAUAUAACCAUUUUAACAUAACUAAAUAGUCUUCACACUCAAUUUGGCACGUUGAUUAGCUUCCUAGGAAGAUACACUAUAACUGUAUUUAUUUAAGCAGUUGUUUAGGUUAAUAUUGUCAUAUUCUUAUUAACUGUAUAUUUUUAGUACAAAAAUGUUGAAUGGUUGUUUAUUUAUUACUAAAUUGUGCCAUAUUUAUAAAGUUUGACCUCACAAGAUGGAAGUUUUCCCUUGAUUUUUUUUUUAAUUUAGAAAAGAAGCCUUUAAGUCAGAAUUUUUGAUAGAGGUUCACGUUCAACAUAUUAAUUUUUUGAUUUAAAUUUUAAGAAAUUAUAAUAAGUUUAGGCCUUAGCACAUGUUGUAUUGAAUUCAGACUUAAUUUUAAACAGGUUGGUAUUUGAAAAGAAAAAGUCAAUAUAAUUAAAAUAACAAUUUUAAAAAAUAUAUAUUUGUUAAAUUCACUUCCCACAUCAUUGAAUUUUAUCCACACGGAUGAGACAUAGUUUUAUAUAUUCCAGGGCCAGAAGGGAUCAUUGUGAGAACUUGCCCCAAAUAAUUUCUGGAGCAAAUCUUUUAGAAAAAAUCCCAUUUUGAUUUAAAAAUAGUCAGUGAUGGAGAAUCCACCAGGACUCUUACUAAAUUGUUUUGAUGGUUAAUUACUCAAUGUUAGAUUUUUAACACCUUAUUUCUAAUCUGAAUUUGUGUAGUCUGAACUUCCAACCAACGUUCCCUUAAUUUUUUCCAUCCACGUGUAGCAUAAUUUUUAAGUUCACCAAGGCUUUUGUGAAUGUGCACCAUCAGAGGGAACAAGACCUAACUGAGGACACUCUGCUAAUUAGCUGGACAACAUUUGAAUCUUUCCUGAGCAGCCGCAAAAGCAGACAGCUUUCAGGGAACCCCGCUUCCAACCAUUGGAUCAUGUUGUACCUUUCCCUGUUGAGGAGCAGUGGGCGCUGUCCGGGGUUCUCUGCUCGGUGUCCCCAUCCGGCUCCCUUAUUUUGAACCUCUA
Pelodiscus sinensis (Chinese soft-shelled turtle) is the source of this 4008-nucleotide messenger RNA. NCBI's taxonomy places the organism in Eukaryota, Metazoa, Chordata, Testudines, Trionychidae. The record is from RefSeq and is a predicted model, not a curated record.